Vicia villosa (hairy vetch) is the source of this 1807-nucleotide messenger RNA. Its product is annotated as abscisic acid 8'-hydroxylase 4-like. The coding region runs from base 146 to 1567 and encodes 473 amino acids. Gene Ontology annotation, biological process: sterol metabolic process. The transcript has 9 exons. The record is from RefSeq and is a predicted model, not a curated record. Gene Ontology annotation, molecular function: iron ion binding; (+)-abscisic acid 8'-hydroxylase activity; heme binding. Lineage: Eukaryota; Viridiplantae; Streptophyta; Magnoliopsida; Fabales; Fabaceae.
UGUUCACAAUAAUAUUAAACAACUCUAUACUAUUUCCAUAAUCCAUGCUACCUUCUACUAUAUAUAUAUCAUUCAACCUCAACACAAAUGGCUCAUUCAUCAUUCAUUCACUUCAACCUUAUAUAAGCUAUAGCACAUAUUCCAUAUGGAGUUUUUUGCAAUUUCAGUUAACAUCUUCCUCUUUCUCUCAACUCUCUUGAUCUCUUAUCCAUUCAUAAAGAGACACUUGAAUAAACACAACUCCACAUCCAAGCCUAAGCUUCCUCCAGGUUCAAUGGGUUGGCCUUAUAUAGGACAAACUCUUCAACUCUAUUCUCAACACCCUAAUAUCUUCUUUGCUUCUAAACAAAAAAGAUAUGGAGAAAUAUUUAAAACACAUAUACUAGGAUGUCCAUGUGUGAUGCUGGCAAGUCCUGAGGCUGCAAGAUUUGUGUUGGUCACUCAUUCUCACUUGUUCAAACCUACAUACCCCAAAAGCAAAGAGAAGCUUAUUGGUUCUUCUGCAUUGUUCUUUCAUCAAGGAGAUUAUCACACUCGCAUUAGGAAACUUGUUCAAACCUCACUUUCUCCUGAAUCAAUCAAGAAACUGAUCCCAGAUAUUGAAACACAAGUCAUUUCAUCUUUGGAAUCUUGGGUUUCUGUUGGACAAGUCGUUAAUGCUUUUCAUGAAAUGAAAAAGUUCUCUUUCAAUAUCGGAAUCCUCUCCGUUUUCGGUAACUUGGAAGACAAUUAUAGAGUACAACUUAAGGAAAAUUACAGCAUUGUAGAGAAAGGCUACAAUUCUUUUCCAACUAGGAUACCUGGUACUGCAUACUCCAAAGCACUUUUGGCGAGGCGGAGAAUUCAUGAGAUUAUAAGUGAGAUAAUUUGCAAGAAAAAGGAGCAGAAAUUGAUGGAAAAGGAUCUAUUAAGCCACAUGCUAAACUACAAAGAUGAAAAAGGAGAAAUGUUAACUGAUGAGAAAAUUGCUGAUAAUGUAAUUGGAGUACUAUUUGCAGCUCAAGAUACUACAGCAAGUGUUCUAACUUGGAUUCUCAAGUACCUUCAUGAUGAUCAGAAACUUCUUGAAGCAGUAAAAGCAGAGCAAAUGUCAAUAUAUGAAGCCAAUGAUGGAGGGAAGAUCCCAUUGAGUUGGAGUCAAACAAGAAAUAUGCCAAUAACUCAUAGGGUAAUAUUGGAAAGUCUAAGGAUGGCAAGUAUAAUCUCAUUUACUUUUAGGGAAGCUGUGGUUGAUGUAGUAUACAAGGGAUAUUUAAUACCAAAGGGUUGGAAAGUCAUGCCACUGUUCAGAAACAUCCACCACAAUCCAGAGUUCUUCAUUAAUCCUCACAGUUUUGACCCAUCAAGAUUUGAGGUUUCUCCAAAGCCAUAUACAUUUAUGCCAUUUGGUAAUGGAGUGCACUCUUGUCCUGGAAAUGAGCUAGCCAAGUUGAAUAUGUUGAUACUAAUUCACCAUCUAGUAACAAAAUUUAGGUGGGAGGUAGAAGGACAUGAAAGUGGAGUUCAAUAUAGUCCAUUCCCAAUCCCAAUUCAUGGUCUACCAACAAGAUUUUUGAGAGAACAAUAAAGUCAAGGAAGAUUAGCUAGAUUAAUGACAACAAAUUAAUAUAUUAUUAUCCUUUAUUAAUCAUUCAUGUAAUUUUUAGAUAAUGUAUGUAUGUCUUCCUUCUUAACUUUGAUGCAAUACUCUCUUUUAGAAUAACAUCUUGCCUAGACUAAUGUAAAGGAUAGUAAGCUUGUUAGCAUCAUUGAUAGUAAUUUGUUUCGGCUGAUCCUAUUUAUAAGAGAAAAUUUAAUUUUUAUAGUA